AAAUACGUAGGCUUAUCGAUCGAUAACUCAUUCGAACUGAGGUAAUCGCCAUUAUUCGUUAUCGAUGAUAAACAUAUUUGAUCAAUUCUACUGACAAAAGUGUUGUGGCUGCUGAGUGAUACGGGUAUAUCCUACGAGUGUAUACAGAAUGCCGACCCGACCGCUGUCUCCUGAACUUCAAGAGAAGGCCAUCAAGGAGCUAAAUGAAGAUCCGAAAAGACUGGAAUCAGAUAUUCGCCACAUGAAGGAAUGGAUCUCGAAGCAAUCUCAUCUUAAAGCGAGGACAGAAGACCAAUGGAUCGUCUCUUUCUUGCGAGGCUGCAAGUUUAGUCUGGAAAAAGCGAAACAAAAGAUUGAUUUGUACUACACCCUGUUUAACAGUUCUCCUGAAUUUAACAGCGUGAGACAUAACAGCCCAAAGUUCAAUGAAAUAUUAGAUACUGGAUGCUUAUUAAUUCUACCGAAGCCAUCAGCGCCGGACGCUCCUAAGGUGGUAAUAAUUCGGCCCGGCGCCUUCGAUGCCAACAAAGUACACAUUAGCGAAUGUAUGGCAGUUCUCAAUAUAUUGCAAGAGAUUCACUUACUGGAUGACGACAACGCCUCAGUGGCCGGCGUGGUGGUCGUGCUGGACCUGGACGCGGUCACCAUCAACCACUUCUUCCAGAUGACUCCCAUGCAGAUGAAGAGGAUGGUGGUCGCCUCACAGGAUGCAUCGCCUCUUCGAUUAAGAGGGCAGCAUUAUUUGAAUACUCCUCCUGGUUUCGAGACCAUAUUCAAUGCGAUUAAUUCAUUACUGAGCGAUAAAAACAGAAGCCGGUCGUUUGUCCAUAAUAAAAACUACGAAGAGUUUUACAAACACAUACCCAAGAAUAUCCUGCCCGAGGAAUAUGGAGGAACAGCGGGAACUGUGGCAGACAAUAUCGAUUACUGGAAGAGCAAAGUGAAGGAGUACAAGACGGUGCUGGAGGAGUCCCUGCAGUGCGGCGCGGACGAGGCGCGGCGCCCGGAGAAGAGCAAGCCGGCGGCUGACGACUUUGGCGUCGAGGGGUCGUUUAGGAAACUUAAUGUUGAUUACACUUCACUUGGCCUGUGGAAUGGAAAAUAUAUUAUGGGCCGAACCGACAGUUUUUUUGCACUCAUUUCUUUCAUCAUGCCCGUCCGUCCAUUGACCCCGGAGCUGGCGGAGAAGGCUCGGCUGGAGCUGAACGAGGACCCGAAGCACCUGCAGGACGGCAUCGCCUACCUCCGGGACUGGAUCUCCAAGCAACCACAUCUUAGAGCCAGGACAGACGAGCAAUGGCUGGCGGCGUUCCUGCGCGGCUGCAAGUUCAGUCUGGAGCGGACCAAGGAGAAGAUCGACCUGUACUACUCCCUGAGGUCCACGGCUCCAGAGCUGAGCUGCGUCAAGUACUCAGACCCCCGGUGCAAGGUCAUCUUCCAGCAUGGAUUCCAGAUUAUGCUGCCUAAGGCCGCUUCUCCGACGUCACCCAAAGUGGCGAUCAUCAGGCCCGGAGCCUGCGACCCCGCCAAGUUCAAGAUCACUGAGGUCUUGUCCGUCUCCUACAUUAAACAACAGUUAUCCCUGCUGAACGAUGACCAGAUGGUGGUGUGCGGUGCCACGUCCAUCCUGGACCUGGAGGGCUGCACCAUGGGGCACUUCGCACAGAUGACGCCCUCGCUCAUGAAGAAGAUGGUCGUCUCUGGACAGGACGCGACUCCGAUCCGUAUGAAGGGAGUGCACUACCUCAACACGCCUCCAGGAUUCGAAACCAUCUUCAACUUCAUGAAGACACUGCUCAAUGAGAAAAAUAGAACCCGGUUGCACGUCCACAACAAGAACUACGAAGCUCUGUACAAGCACGUGCCGAAGGAGAUAUUGCCGGUCGAGUACGGAGGCAGCGGCGGCACUGUGCAGGAAAUUAAAGAUCACUGGUGGAAGGAGAUCGAGGCCCACAAAGACUGGCUGGAGGAGGACCUGCAGUUCGGCACGGACGAGGCGCGCCGCCCCGGCAAGCCGCGGACCGCCGAGGAGAUGUUCGGCAUAGACGGCUCCUUCAGACAACUGGAGUUCGAUUGAGUGUUGGGCGGAAUAAAGAGUGUUGUGGUUGAAGAUGGA
Molecule: messenger RNA, 2116 nt
Organism: Plutella xylostella (diamondback moth)
Lineage: Eukaryota; Metazoa; Arthropoda; Insecta; Lepidoptera; Plutellidae
Cellular component (GO): membrane
Molecular function (GO): phosphatidylinositol bisphosphate binding
Source: RefSeq, a predicted model, not a curated record